AUGACCGACUCGAGUGCCACCGCAACCUCGAUAGCCGCCCCUUCGCACCCAUCCUACGACACCGACGACUCCCUCAUGUUGACUGACUAUGGCCUGUCUGAUUACCGAGCCUCUCCAAACAACGUCGGCACCAGUCCUGCAAACAUGAUGGCCUCUCUUGCCGACUAUGACAUGGCCUUCGCACAGGGCCAGUCAUAUGCCUCCAAUUUUGACGGUCUGCAGCCAAAGAUCGAGCCCGGCUACGCCGACCACAGAGGUAGCGUUGGCAACAUGAGCGACGCGGGUAUGAGCGGUGCCGGCAGCAGCGUUCACCCAACCAGAAUGAGCAUCGGCGGAAGCCCGGCUCACGACGGGAACCAUACGAGCCCGGAGAGCGCUCAGGCUAUGAACAUGUUUGCCAUGGGAGAUGUUUUGAAAGACGCCUCAGCCAACAGCAUCAAUGGCACAGACCAUUCGACUACGUCGAGACGGAGUAAAGAUGAUGUCCAGGACCCGCCACUGUGGAGUGAAAUGAAGACAAAGGCAGGCAAGGAAAGAAAGAGGCUGCCGCUGGCUUGCAUUGCCUGCCGGAGAAAGAAGAUUCGCUGCUCUGGCGAAAAGCCGGCAUGCAAGCACUGUCUGCGCAGCAGGAUACCAUGUGUGUACAAGGUCACGACGCGAAAAGCUGCGCCGAGAACCGACUAUAUGGCCAUGCUAGACAAGAGGUUGAAGCGCAUGGAAGACCGUGUCAUUAAACUCAUACCAAAAGAAAGCCUGCCUUCAGUCGCCAAUGUAGGCAGAUCCGUCGUUAAGCCCGCUAUCCCCGGCGCCCCACCCAAAACACCCACCACAAAGAAACGUGCCGCAGAAGAGGCCUUUGGCAAUGAGCUCGAUGAGUGGUCAAAAGCAAGAGGCGCAGACCCAAACACUGCCAACUCAACUACCCAAACUAAGGAAUCAGAUGAGAGCAAGCUCCUCACAGAAGGUGCCGACAGCUUGCCAUCAAAAGAGAUGCAAGAGCACUUGGCAGAGGUCUACUUUGACUAUGUCUACGGCCAAAGCUAUCCCCUUCUUCACAAGCCCAGCUUCAUGAGGAAGCUGGCAACAGGCAAAGUUCCGCCUGUACUAAUUCUGGCCCUGUGUGCCAUUUCAGCACGCUUCUCAAACCAUCCCCAAUUACGGACAGAACCGUGUUUUCUGCGAGGUGACAACUGGGCAGUACGAGCGCGUGAAAUUGCGCUAAAACGAUACGAUGCGCCUAACAUCACAAUUCUCAUAGUCUACUUGUUGCUUGGAUUGCAUGAAUUUGGUACAUGUCAGGGUGGUCGGAGUUGGAUGUUUGGCGGCAUGGCGCAAAGAAUGGCAUACGCACUGCAAUUACACAAGGAAAAUGAAUACGACCCGCUGGUCAGCGAACCCGACAGGAAACCCCUGAGCGCCACUGACAGAGAAAUACGGCGGCGGACAAUGUGGUCUUGCUUCUUGAUGGAUCGGUUCAACUCUUCUGGUUCCGACCGACCACUUUUCGUGCACGAGCAAUACAUUGAAGUGCAAUUACCAGUCAAGGAGCACCUUUACACACACGAGAUACAUGCGCCGACGGAGAAUCUCGAGGGCAAUGUGCCAAAUCCCGUUCCACCUGACAGCGGUCAGCUUUCGAAUCCCCGCGACAACAUGGGUGUCUCUGCAUAUACCAUUCGACUGGUCUGCACAUGGGGAAAACUGAUCAAGUAUAUGAACUUGGGUGGCAAAGAACGCGAAUCCGAGACUAUGUGGUCUCCAGGGUCCACGUUCCAUGCUAUUAAAAAGGAAGCCAAGGAUUUCAAGGCUGCAUUGCCUGAGAUGCUCGUGUACACCCCCGAAAACCUCAAGAGCCACGCCAUUGGAAAGACUGCCAACUCUUUCCUCUACCUUCACAUAUUAUGGCAGCAAAUCAUGCUUUUCAUGCAUCGUUUUGCAUUGCCUUCGACCGCAGGAAGUAGACCCCCAAAGGAUAUGCCACACGACUUUUUGACAGAAUCCGCCCGCGCUGCACUCGACGCUGCGAACCAAAUAUCAAUCCUCAUCAAUGAAGCUAUGGAUCACAAUGUUGUCGCCCCAUUUGCAGGAUACUCGGCCUUCUUUUCUUCCACCGUCCAUGUCCAUGGAGUCUUCUCGAAAAACCCAAAGCUGGAAGCACAAUCGAAAAAAUACCUCGCGUACAACGUCAAGUAUCUGACAAAGAUGAAGAAGUACUGGGGCAUGUUUCACUACAUUGCAGAAAAUCUCAAAGAGUUGUACCGACAACAUGCUGAUGCGCAGCUCAAGGGACCCGAUACUAGGGGUGAAAACAAGGGUAGAAUCUUCCAAUAUGGGGAUUGGUUCGACAGAUAUCCCCAUGGAGUUUCAAAGACGGAUUACGAAGAUGCGGCCGAGUCGAACCAGUCCGAACCAGGCACCGAUGCGGUUCUGGGUCAUAGGAGCGACCUCCAGAGUGUGGAAGAAUUCUUCGCCUCGUUAUCCCCGCCGUCAAAGACAGAGCACCACCGCAAGCAAGCGCGGAAAAAUAGAACAAAGUCAAUGUCGAAGCCCGAACCGCGGUACCAGCAGCACAACGGUCACUCUCAGCAAAAUUCUGCUGCGCACAUGCAAGCACAGCAGCACCUGGAACCAGUCAACAUGUUCACCCAAGACGAUAUCCGAGGAGCCAUGGCCGCCGGAUACGAAUCCGUAAACCUUUACGUGCAACAACAACAGCAACAACAGCAACAAUCUUCAUCCCAGCAAUUCCUCGCCGACUUUACAUCGCACCACCAACCCCAGCACUCCUCCCUCCCCCUCCUCAACACCUCACCCACAAUGAUCCACCCGUCCCACGCCCACCAAAUGGACUCUUCAGCCCACACCGCCAACCUCUCUCCUUUCCCCGACCUAGCCACCGACUUCCACAACGCCUACUGGAACCUCGACGCCCUCGGCCUUGGCCCCACAAGCAACUUCUUCGAUCCCAUGAGCAGCUACUUUGUCCCCUUUAACGUGGAUCCUCCGCCCCAGCAGAAUCUAAGUGACGACGCUGUGUUUGCGGGCCAGGGACCCGAAGCCUAUGGUUUUGCGCUGGGAGCUGGUACGCCGGUGGAUUUGGAUCUCAUGCAUGGGGUUGGGGUUGGAGCUACUGGUGGUGGUGGGGGGAUGGCAAGGCAUCGGAGUAGUGUUAGUGGUGCUGCUGCUGUUGUUUCGAGACCGGGUAUGGGUGGAAGACGAGGUACGGGAUCUGGUCUUGAAUGA
This is a messenger RNA of Bipolaris victoriae FI3, 3243 nucleotides long. RefSeq lists its product as hypothetical. The record is from RefSeq and is a predicted model, not a curated record. Gene Ontology annotation, molecular function: zinc ion binding; DNA-binding transcription factor activity, RNA polymerase II-specific; DNA binding. Gene Ontology annotation, biological process: DNA-templated transcription; regulation of DNA-templated transcription. Gene Ontology annotation, cellular component: nucleus. The coding region runs from base 1 to 3243 and encodes 1080 amino acids. NCBI's taxonomy places the organism in Eukaryota, Fungi, Ascomycota, Dothideomycetes, Pleosporales, Pleosporaceae. The transcript has a single exon.